Priapulus caudatus is the source of this 3123-nucleotide messenger RNA. RefSeq lists its product as uncharacterized. Bases 1 to 1902 code for a protein of 633 amino acids. The record is from RefSeq and is a predicted model, not a curated record. Gene Ontology annotation, cellular component: nucleus. Lineage: Eukaryota; Metazoa; Priapulida; Priapulimorpha; Priapulimorphida; Priapulidae. Gene Ontology annotation, molecular function: DNA-binding transcription factor activity. The transcript has a single exon.
AUGCAUCUGGAAAAUAGAACAGAAAACACGCCACCAGCCGCCGAUACGGAGAAUGCGCCGCCAGUCGUCGGCAAAGAUGUUCAUCGCGAUGCAGAAAAGAAAGACUACAAGUCGCCAACAGCUACCAUAUCAGCGACGGAGUCCGAGCGCAAUCCGUGUCCGGACGAGAACGCAACGCUACGUGACACAGGUAAGGAUUCGUACUCGUCCGCUACAGACGCCAACGGCGGGACAUCGCCAGGUACGGACGGCUGCAACGUAUCAGGCACAGCCGCCGAGACGCGUUGCGACGAGAAGGAGAUGGCAGCGUCGCAAAACCCCAUCGCGAAGACGGAAAACGGCAGCAGCGUCGCCGUGACUACGGGCGUCGCCGAGGCUGACGGGAGCCACGGUGCGUCGCGCGCUCAAGCCGAACAGACAAUCCACGCUACGAACGGCUCGCGGAUGCUCGCUCGUGACGCCGAGUCGCCACGCGCCACCUACACGCCGACAAGGGACGAGCUGAUCAGUCUUUACCAGCUGGUGAGGGCCAAGCAUCAGACACCACCGCAGCAGCAGCAGCAGCAGCAGGCCCGCAAGCGCGGUCCGCUCGACGUCUCGACACAGGCUAAGCGGAUGCGAGUCGUCGCUCCUCCGGCGCAGCGCGAGAUCGAGGAGGGCGAGAUCGUCUACCCGCGCAACACGACGUCUGGCGCGGCGGGAUUCCACGCGGCGUACGGGCGGGCGGCGAGCGAGGAGACGGCGACGGCCCGCGCCGUGCAGCAGCCGCCUGCCCGCGUGUCGUAUCCCGAGCCGCAGAGAAGCCAGCGUCCGCAGUUGUACGCGCGCGGCGAGUCGGCGCAGCACGACGGCGCCCUGGAUCUAACGCUGCGACAGCCGACCUUCCAGCCGACAAGCGUCGCGAACAUGGCGCCGUGCGUCACUCCCGGUCGCACCGCCCCGAGCGCUCCCGUCAGCAGCGCGAUGCCGACCGAUGCCGACCUUACCUACGCGCACCGUAUUCACAGCACACCUGUGUUCACCCCGGAAGGCUGCCUGCCCGACCAGCUAGCGGAAGCAGCCAACGAAGUGGGAAAGGCUAAGCGUAAGCGCGUGUACCGGCGCGGUUCACUCACCGGCUACAGCAAGGGACCGAGCGCGUUCAACCUCUUCUGUAAGGAGCACCAGGAGCAUUCGCCGACGGGCGUUAUCAGCAACAUUAAGGAGGUCAGCAACCUGUGGGGUCAGCUGACAAUCGAGGACAAGGCCUCGUACAAGCAGCGGGCGCAGGAGUUGCGCGCCAAUCAAGACCCUGCCGACAUGCCGGCGAAGAACCGACACAAGUUCAUCACAAAACAGCUUAAGGCGAUCACAUCCAUCUGCACGACGCUAUGUGGCAUCGGCAUCGACAUCGCCGCCAUUGGAAUCGACACGCAGACCGGCGCGCCGGUCGUCUGCGGCGCUGGCGAUAGUCUGACGCAGCGCUUCGUCAUCCACGAAUCCAUCCAGACGCAAUUCAUGCGCUACAUCGGCAGUGGGUAUCAACUCUCGGCAGGUAAGCCGCGCAGCAGGGAGGCCAGUCUACCGAAGGGAGAGACCGGACCGGCGAAUCUACGGGAGAAGGUCAGAGACCUGUUCAACCUGAAAUACAGCCAGGCGAUCGGCCGCAAGACGUCGCUGUCCUACAAGAAGAUCACCGAGGGCAGCGUGCUCAUGUACGGACUGCCGGAGGGAAUCGAACUGAAGAAUCCCGCCAGCUACGGACGCCAGAAGCUGAUAAAGAUACUCGAAUAUGCCGAUCAGCUUCGCAUCGUUGUCACGCGCGGAGCGAGUCCCGAUUCUUUACCUGCCAUGACGGAACCGGAAACAGAGGAGCAGACAGAAGCCGAAGCAAUUCCCCCCGCAGCAGCCAUUCUGGCAUGACUGCCUCAGCUAUAGCGGUAUCAUUUUUCAUAUUUUCGCCAGACGAGUGCUAAUAUAAUAAUCGAUACGCGCUUAAAUGCCGCUAGCUAACGUAUUGUUUCUAUUGUAGUGAACGCGGCAAGCCUAAGCUGAGCAUGAUGUAUAUUGUGUUAAAUAUUUUGCAUAUAUUAAAUGUACGUUUUGCAUGUCAUUAUUCUAAUAAAAACAUAAUGCCGAAACAAUGACGCAGGACGUAUUCUGUCAGGAUAUUAUUAUUAAGAUAACGUUUGAAUGGUCAUCAAUUAUGUAUGUUAUUAACAAAUAGAAAACAUUGAUAGGACGAUAUUCUGAUGUUUUAGAACCACAACAAAAGAUUUAUUAUCUGCUACGUUAGUUGCUGUAAGUUUAAAUAAUAAUUUAACAUAAUUUUUGACGUGUUCGCAGGCUUAUGUGUGCCGCCGUACAUAUUUGAGUGAUAAUAGCGCGUGCGUGUUUAUUUUUUUAUUUCGGUUUGCGUAAUAAAUGAUGGCUGAAAUCUUGUUAGCGACUUUAAGCAUAUAUGUAAUGUACAUAUGUCCGCAUCGAAUUUUACACCAGCACGAAGCGUGUUCGAACAACGCCUGAAUAAACCCUACAUAAAAGGUGUUCGAAAAUUGCGUCAUUUCGCAGCAGUGAAUUGUCGGCGCUGGAAAAUUGAAUUGAAAAUUGCUAAUUGACUGUGCGGCCGAAGCUGCUGGGCUCGUUAGAUCUAACGCCGAAUCGCGAGAUUCCGUGUUGCGUCCACGCUUGAAAUACGAUACUCACACAUAUCGCUCUCUCAAUUCAUUUUAUAAUUAUCCAAGUGAAGUAGCUCUAAAAUAUUCGAGCCAAUCUCACAUACGCGCGAUGUGCUAUGGCGAUCUAAAUUUUAUUCAUUGUAUGGAACUCUGACAUGAUCUCGGCUUUCCACCCUACAAAAUUCAAUGUAUUAUUAUUCUCACGGGGCCAAGUUUGUACUCAUUAUAAGUCCUGUAGACAUCAAUCAAAGUAUGUAAAUAGCAAUCAACUGCUCGGUAUUGGCAGCAUUUAGGUUUGAUAAUCAUGCUUAGAAACUAGGUCACAACAUACCUGUCGCCUCCCCACUCGCAUGUUAAUUAUUAAUGGUAUACGGUUUUUAAUUUGACUACGUCGUGGUUUAUGUGUGGCGUGAUUAUGCCGACAUUAUACUCAAAAGCAAAUAUAUUUGCAUCGGUGUUGCUUCUA